Molecule: messenger RNA, 423 nt
Organism: Entrophospora candida
Lineage: Eukaryota; Fungi; Glomeromycota; Glomeromycetes; Entrophosporales; Entrophosporaceae
Source: the annotation of a GenBank genome assembly
AUGAUUAUUUACAAUAAUCAUAAUAUUAAUAGUAAUAACAAUAGUGGUAAUGGUGGUAAUAAUGAGUCAACAACAAAUAUCACAUCAUUUCAAUAUCCCAUUCAAAUAAUUUUAUCACCUAAUAUACGUAAUUCAAGUUCAUUCUAUUUAGAUGUUGAAUUAACAAACUCGUAUGAAAUCAUAUUCGACAUUGUUGGUCCAUUCACCAUCCUACCAAUUCCAUUACCACCACCUCAACAACAAGAAUCAGAAGAAUCUUCAGGUUUAUUAACUGGAUUAGGAACUAAAACAAAACUGUUAUCAGCAAUGAAAACAGAAACUGCAAAUCGUGAUGAAAAUAUAAAUAAUUCGUCAUUUAAUUUAAUUAAUCAAAAAAGUCAUUAUAAUGAUUCAACUUGGAAAUCAUUGGCUACAUUUAAAUAA